Molecule: messenger RNA, 783 nt
Organism: Pestalotiopsis fici W106-1
Lineage: Eukaryota; Fungi; Ascomycota; Sordariomycetes; Amphisphaeriales; Sporocadaceae
Exons: 3
Coding region: 1-783 (260 amino acids)
Source: RefSeq, a predicted model, not a curated record
AUGAUUCACGGGUUUCUCCUUCGACCAUCCAUCUGGCAGCCGCUGCUGCCCGAGCCCAAGGUCGGCAAUGCCUUGCGCGCUUUCGCUGCCCUUGAUGGCCACUUUAUGCAUGCCAUAAAUAGCGGUUGCUCCUACGCCAUUGUUGACUCCGAGUAUGAGUUUCGAAAAGCCGAAUCGGCAGUGACAGGCGGUUGUCUCUACUGGGACCAGCUGGAUCCCGAAGACCCAGACUUUGAGACCAAAGGAACGAUGCUCAUGCUUGAGGGCAUGGACUUUCCAGUGGUUGUAAGACUAGCCCUCGAUGUCCUGGACAAGAAACCGGACACGGCAACCCAAGACCUGUACGAUUUUAUACCUUUAGUUCGGGAGCUUGGUACCUGGUUAUCCGUCCGCGGAGGCAGCAAGUCCUCGUCUCCCGGCGACGCACCAUCGUCGUCGAGGCAUGAUCAGCCGGCCAGCUGGGGCGAGGCCCUUAUCCGGUCGGGCUGCGUAACCAAGGAAGGUUACGAAGGGCGCGGACUCAUGACGGCGCUGAACCGGUUCAUGAUGCUCGAGGCGCGGGCUCGGGGGUACCGCACCAUCAGCGUCGGCGUCGCCGACUGGUCCGUCUACCGGUGCUGGAUGAGCCCGCCGCCCGGGUGCCGGAGCCGCAUUACUGCCGAAUUUCGGGUCUGGGACAUUGAGCUCGAGGAUGAGGAUGGACGGCUCGUGCGGCCGUACGUCAACUCGGGCAUCAACGAGCAAGGGUGGCUUAUCCGUUGCGACUUGAGUCAACUGGACUGA